This is a messenger RNA of Arvicola amphibius (Eurasian water vole), 696 nucleotides long. Its product is annotated as olfactory receptor 2AE1-like. Gene Ontology annotation, molecular function: G protein-coupled receptor activity. Gene Ontology annotation, biological process: G protein-coupled receptor signaling pathway. The coding region runs from base 1 to 696 and encodes 231 amino acids. The record is from RefSeq and is a predicted model, not a curated record. NCBI's taxonomy places the organism in Eukaryota, Metazoa, Chordata, Mammalia, Rodentia, Cricetidae. Gene Ontology annotation, cellular component: membrane. The transcript has 2 exons.
AUGUGGAAGUGGAACCAGACCAUUCUGGAAGACUUCAUCCUUCAAGGGCUCUUUGAUGACUCCUUCAACCACCUUUGUCUUUUCCUCCUGAUCAUGCUGGUGUUCCUUACUGCAGUGAGCGGCAACAGCCUCACCAUUCUCCUCAUCUGUGCUGACCCCCGUCUUCACACCCUGGUGUACUUCCUGCUCAGCCAGCUGUCCCUCAUGGAUCUGAUGCAUGUCUCAACAACCAUUCCCAAAAUGGCAACCAACUACCUGUCUGGCAAGAAGUCUAUCUCGUUUUUGGGCUGUGCCACCCAGCACUUUGUGUACCUGUCUCUUGGUGGUGCAGAGUGUGUCCUCCUGGCUCUCAUGUCUUAUGACCACUAUGUUGUCAUCUGUCACCCCUUAUGCUACACUGUGCUCAUGAGCAGAAGAGUGGGAAUGAUGAUGGCUGUCAUGUCAUGGUUGAGUGCAUCUGUGAACUCCCUAAUCCACACAUCCCAAUUAUUAUCUACAAAUGGAACACAGUUCAUUAUUCUUGUUAGACAUGAUGGUGGGAGCUGUCAUGGGCUGGAGCAGCAGGAUCCAGAAUCAGCUGACUACAGCCUGUCAGCAGCCAGGAAGGAGAUAGGACUCUGCGCAGAACUGGGGAUAAGCCCUUACCAGCUUACAGCCCCUACCAACCUAGUUCUUCUAACAAGGUCAUACUUCUAA